GCGUGUUUGUGUCUUUAAGUUCAUCUGUGAUCCACUCUCCUGAGUUAGACCAUGUGACUGUGAUGUCAGCGUCAGGGGAGGAGUUUCAGAGUGCGGUGGGGGAGGAGCUCGAGUCUGAUGGAGCUUCAGGUUUAUUCACUAACCCACCGAUACCCCAAGUUUCUCUCAGUGGGAGAACAGAGGAGCCCCGAACUCGAGGUGGACGCAGGAGAAACGGGGGGAAAAGGAGGAAUAAAAGCCAAGUGACCUUGGGUCAGAGGAGUCACACCUCUUCACAGGUACAGCACACCUUCAGCACCACCAGUGACCCUUGCCUGACCUCUCACAGAGACUACUGCAUCCACGGACACUGCACCUACCUACAGGAUCUGAAAGAGCCCGUCUGCGUGUGUAUGAAGGGCUAUGAUGGCGUGCGCUGUGGGAUCCAGCUGUUACAGACGUUUUCGGGUUCAGGUUCGGGUUCAGACGGACCGGACGGUCACUCACACACUCACACCCUGCAGCUCGCUCUGGUCAUCAUCGCUGUCGUCCUGUCGGUCAUCAGCUGCGCCGCCAUCAUCAUCAUCAUCAUGGUCCAGUAUAAAGCUCAGCACAGUUUCCAGGCUGCGUUCCUGAGCUCGAGCUCUGAGAGGGAGAAGCUGCAGAAGAGUCCGGCCGUCUGAGGAUCAGCACCACCUGCUGCACCACAAACAUUCACCCUGAUUUAUUACAGCGCCGUAGAACAUUAUUACUGUAGGUUCAGCCGCGAGGACCCGCCGCAGGGCCCUGUUUCCAUGGUGAUUCUGAUUGGUGCAGAGAGCGACUGUGGAGUCAGAUCUCCCAUCACGUCUUCAGGGGAUCUGCCAGGAGAGAAAUGAUGGUCUUGAUAAACGUCCACACUCCCCCAAAACUCAGCCCAGCUUCACUGAUUAUCAUUCCUGAUAGAAGCUCAGUCUGAAGUUCACACAUUAAACAUUGUUUAUAUAUUUUAUUUAUUUAUUUUCCCACAGUAAUGUUCAGUUUUGUUUGCUUGCUCUGAAUUGUGGCCCAUAAGAAAAUUCAGCUUUAAUUUGUUACAUGUUACACGACACAAACAGGCUUAAUGAACAAAUAAACAUUUCUGUUAACGAGCCCGUGAGCAGGUUCGGACGGCCAGCGCCAACCUAAACUGACCUUUUUAUCUCGCUAGUCCGUGUGAGGUCGCGGGAGUUCGGGGUGCUGAAACGUCUUAAGUCUGUGAUCUCGAGAUCCACCUUCCAGAGUUUAGAUCCGCCCUGUACCCAGUAAGUAGCUCCGCCCACUUACUGAACUCUAAUACGUCUGAUCCAGCCAAUCAUGGACUUGGGAAGAGUGUGAUUAGUUGGAGCAGGUGUGGCAACGGAGGUUAAAACUAGGCUCUGUAGGAAGGCAGAUCUCCAGGGUCAGGACUGGAGACCAAUGAGCUGAGAUUAUAACCCUCUCUCUCUCUCUCUCUCUCUC
Messenger RNA from Pygocentrus nattereri (red-bellied piranha), 1458 nucleotides. RefSeq names its product amphiregulin (gene areg). Bases 63 to 662 code for a protein of 199 amino acids. The record is from RefSeq and is a predicted model, not a curated record. The transcript has 4 exons. Gene Ontology annotation, biological process: positive regulation of mitotic nuclear division; epidermal growth factor receptor signaling pathway; positive regulation of cell population proliferation. Lineage: Eukaryota; Metazoa; Chordata; Actinopteri; Characiformes; Serrasalmidae.